Messenger RNA from Vidua chalybeata, 1264 nucleotides. It is a transcript of the gene CAPZB, whose product is annotated as capping actin protein of muscle Z-line subunit beta. The record is from RefSeq and is a predicted model, not a curated record. Gene Ontology annotation, biological process: cell morphogenesis; actin cytoskeleton organization; barbed-end actin filament capping. The transcript has 9 exons. The coding region runs from base 206 to 1108 and encodes 300 amino acids. NCBI's taxonomy places the organism in Eukaryota, Metazoa, Chordata, Aves, Passeriformes, Viduidae. Gene Ontology annotation, molecular function: actin filament binding. Gene Ontology annotation, cellular component: F-actin capping protein complex; cytoplasm.
GCCGUGGUAACCGACGGACGGGUGUCAUGGCCGCCGCGCCCGACCUUGGGCUCGGCCCAAAAUCCCCUUUUUCCCCGUAGGAUCCGGCCCAAACGCCAUUUCCCCCAGUAAGACCGGGCUCGCCACGUCCCCAGCCCGUCCCGGACUCCAUCUCUCCGCCUAGAGCUCCCGCUGUGUCCUUGUUAGUCCUCGUCUCCCUCAGGCUAUGGCAGCAUCCCUGCCUCCUCGCAGGCGCCCGGGUUGGGCCCGCGCCCGCCGCCCCCCUGCCCGCAGGGCUCUCGCCUCAUCCAUGAGUGACCAGCAGUUGGAUUGUGCCUUGGAUUUGAUGAGGCGUCUGCCUCCGCAGCAGAUAGAGAAGAAUCUCAGUGACCUCAUUGACUUGGUCCCGAGCCUGUGUGAAGAUCUCCUCUCCUCUGUGGAUCAGCCCUUGAAGAUUGCACGAGACAAGGUGGUGGGGAAGGAUUAUCUAUUGUGUGACUACAACAGAGAUGGGGACUCGUACAGGUCACCCUGGAGCAACAAGUACGACCCUCCCCUGGAGGACGGUGCCAUGCCCUCGGCUCGCCUGCGCAAGCUGGAGGUGGAAGCCAACAAUGCCUUUGACCAGUACAGAGACUUGUAUUUUGAAGGUGGAGUCUCCUCUGUCUACCUCUGGGAUCUGGAUCAUGGCUUUGCUGGGGUGAUCCUCAUUAAGAAAGCUGGAGAUGGAUCAAAGAAGAUUAAGGGAUGCUGGGAUUCCAUCCACGUGGUGGAGGUUCAGGAGAAGUCCAGUGGCCGCACUGCCCAUUACAAGCUGACCUCCACAGUGAUGCUGUGGCUGCAGACCAAUAAAACUGGCUCUGGUACCAUGAACCUGGGGGGGAGCCUCACCAGACAGAUGGAGAAGGAUGAGACUGUGAGUGACUCCUCCCCACACAUAGCCAAUAUUGGGCGCUUGGUAGAGGACAUGGAAAACAAAAUCAGAAGUACGCUGAAUGAGAUUUAUUUUGGAAAGACAAAGGACAUCGUUAAUGGGCUGAGGUCUGUGCAGACUUUUGCAGACAAAUCAAAACAAGAAGCUCUUAAAAACGACCUGGUGGAGGCUUUGAAGAGGAAGCAGCAAAGUUAAAGUCCUGUCAGUGCUAACCAGCCAUGCCAUGCACUCGUUAGAUUCCUUUCGUAGAGAAUCAUCCCCCGCCCUUUUCUGUUCGUCACGUCAGGAUUUGCAUCCAAUACUCUCCAUGCAACACCAUCCUCUCCCCAUGAAUAAAGCUGUACAAACUUU